Messenger RNA from Xyrichtys novacula (pearly razorfish), 387 nucleotides. The record is from the annotation of a GenBank genome assembly. Lineage: Eukaryota; Metazoa; Chordata; Actinopteri; Labriformes; Labridae.
AUGGCCACCAACCUACUCAAACUGAACAACAAUAAAACAGACCUCAUGGUGGUGGCCCCUCCAUCUCUGUCCAAGGAAGUUGGUGAUAUCCUUCUGAAUGUGGAUGGCUGUACCAUCAGGCCUUCCCAAGAAGUGCGCAACUUGGGUGUUAUCCUGGACUGUAACCUCUCACUCCAAGCCCACAUCAGUAACGCCACCAAAUCCGCCUUCUUUCACCUCAAAAACAUCUGCAGACUCCGGCCCUCACUAUCAGACUCUGUUGCAGAGACUCUGAUCCAUGCUUUCAUCUCCUCCCUUCUGGACUACUGUAAUGGUGUCCUUUAUAGUCUUCCCACCGAAGCACUGGACAGACUACAGCAUGUCCAAAACUAUAUGUCAAAAAUAUGA